GGCUGAUUUAUCAACAUGAUAACUAACAAACAGCAUGAAGAAUUUGUAUAAAUCUAUACCACAUGCUGCUUGUGUGAAUAGUGCCAAUUGAACGAUGCAGAUCUCUCUCCCCUCGUCGCGCCUUCGCGCCAUUCUCAAUGGCAGCACCUUGUUCGUAUCCCUUGCACUUCUCGGGAUCUCACCUGCUAUGAUGAUCCUCUCAAUGCGUGGCAUGCAUCGCAUGGACAGUGCAUGGCCAGAAGCCUAUUACGAGUGGUUCCUUGGGCCACCCACGCACUCGGGCCACAAGCACUUGGUUCAACUCGUAUACAACAACACAAAUGAGCACAUGAUCCUCGCAGCAGGCAUUGCUGGUGUAUUUGCCGGAAUUGUUAGCGUGGUCGGAUUCUUUCUCGCUCAGAAGACAUUAAAACUCAACGCCCAGAACCACACAAUCCGCCUACAAAUCAUCCCUGGCAUUGUGUCGUUUAUUGUCUCCUUGAUCGCUUUCAUCUACACCCAGAUCAUCUUCGAUACCGAAAACAGCGGAAAAUGCCGGUUUGCAGAUGGCUACACGCCUAAUAACGUCUUCGAUUGCACGCGCGAGCAGGCGGCCGGCAGUAUUGUUGUCUUUCUCACGAACGAUCCCACGAGGUUGGCAGAGAUUUACGAGACCCAGCGCAGUGUUCAUGGUGAUACACAGACCUCAAGGGCUCUACUGGUUCCACUGUUCGUUGCAAGCAUACUCAUGUGCGGGUUUACUGUUGGCAAGCUUCUGAUUGAAAAGAAGGAGUACCGAUAUGUUGAGACCCCGGAUGAGAGGGUCGAGAGGCUGCAGAGACAGGAAGAGUAGAAGGGAAUGAAGAGAUUGACGAAGGGUGGGUGGUGGAUACGGCUGUGGUUGUAG
Boeremia exigua is the source of this 886-nucleotide messenger RNA. RefSeq lists its product as uncharacterized. Bases 95 to 832 code for a protein of 245 amino acids. The transcript has 2 exons. The record is from RefSeq and is a predicted model, not a curated record. Lineage: Eukaryota; Fungi; Ascomycota; Dothideomycetes; Pleosporales; Didymellaceae.